AUGGAAAAUUAUGACAAGGCGGAAGCUUUAAGAAAUCUGGGCGAAGAAAAUUUCAGGAUAAAGAACUUCUCUAUAGCUAUAGAAAAAUAUUCAGAGAGCUUUAGUUUGAAUCCUACAAUUAUUGCAAAAUAUCGAUUAGCAGGUUGCUAUUGUGCACUGAAUCAGAAUCAAGCCGCCCUGCAGUGCGCAAAAGAUGCUUUAGGAAUGAUAGGUACAGUAAAAAUUGAAAAGCUGAAAAACGAGUUUCUGAAGAAAAUAAUGAAAACGACUGUUGAAAUAUGUGAAAAGCUGGGGGAGCUUGAUGAUGCAUGUCGAAUCUUAUCUGAUAUAAUUCAAACUUGCGAAGAUAGUGAAGUUCUAAUAAUAGCUGAAAACAUGUUAAAUCAGCUAAAAACAGAAACAACGGGAACAUCUGAGUACAGAAACUUUAAUGCUGCCUUAAAAUCUUCAAAAGACACUGCAGGAGGCAUAUUCUACGUUAUUUCUCAGUCAUGAUUCACAAAAUGAAAACUCUAUAACUUAGGAGAAGGCUCUGAAGAGCCAGGGCCAAUUUCAAAUCUCGACAUAAUUGCUAUCCAUGAUGAAUCAAAAUAUUAUUAUGACCCUGCAAAUGAUAUGAAAUAUAGCAAUAUAAAUAUAACGCCUACUGCAUCUGAAGAAAAAGACUAUAUUAUUGUCCAAAAGUCUGCCUAUGAUAUCAUUGAUAAAAAUUGGUCGCACGAUAAUACAGAAAUAAAAAGAUUUGCUAUUGCGCUAACUGAUGAAGGCAACCUCACACAAAUAGAAGUCAGGCUAAAGCCUGUCAAAGUUGCAGUGAUACCUAAUUUUAUUUCUGGUAUUUUGCAAAUUAAAACUGUUAAUAUUAGCAGAAAGGCAACAGCAAACGAGCUAAAAUGGAAGCUGCAAAGAAUAUUUAAAGAAGAAUGCAAGGCAAAGGGUAUUAAUAACGAUACUUGCAAGCUUUGAAAAGUCCAGCAUGAGUCCUCUCUCCAGAAAAUCCAACAAAAUGCUAGCGAAAUUUAUAUUAAAGGUGCUGAAAGUUUGAAAGAUGAUGAGGAGUUAGAAAACGCAGAAAUAGCAGAUGAAGAUAUCGUUAUUUUAGAGUUCCAAAAACCUGAUGGUACAUGGACUAUUUCUAGUGAAUUAGGAGAAAUUUGUGUCCAAUGCAAAAAGGUUGGAAAAAUGCUUCAGUGCUCAAACUGCAGGAGUGUGAAAUAUUGCAGCGUGGAAUGCCAAAGAACUCAUUUUAAAAUUCAUAAAGAUCAUUGCAAAAAAAUAAAAAGCAACCAAACUAUAAAAUCAAAUGCUAGACAUGGCUUAACUGGGCUCCAGAACUUAGGAAACACUUGCUUCAUGAACUCAGCCUUGCAGUGCGUAUCUCAUACUAUUCCACUAACAGAAUAUAUAUUAUCCAACCGCUAUUUGCAAGACAUUAACCCUAAUAAUCCAUUAGGAACUAAAGGUGCUGUGCUUGCAUAUGCAUAUGCAGAUCUGUUGAAAGAGUUAUGAUUAGAGAGCUCAUCAAGUGUUUCUCCAUGAAAUUUUAUUCUUUAUUAAUUGAAUUAAUUUACUAUUUAUUAGAUAAUUUUGCAGUAACUUAUAUAAAUUAAGGAUCUAAUCUAGCAAGUGUCCUAAAUUAAAUAAGUAAAAUAGCACAAAAAAAACUAUUGCAAAAGUAGCUUCACAAUUUUCUGGCUACCAUCAGCAUGAUUCUCAUGAGCUUCUUAACUAUUUACUUAAUGGUUUGCAUGAAGAUUUAAAUCGAGUUAGGGUCAAACCUUAUAUAGAGCAGCCCACAGGAGGAGACCGUCCUGAUGAAAUCGUAGCAGCAGAGUCUUGAAACUGGUUUUUACAGAGAAAUCAAAGCAUUAUUGGAGACACAAUGUUCGGCCAAUGUAAGUCAAAACUAAUUUGUCCAGACUGUGGAAAAAUUUCAAUCACUUUUGACCCAUUUAUGACUUUUUCUGUGGCAAUUCCGAACUACGAACUAAAAAAAGUAAAAGUCUUGUUCGUCUAUUUAGAUCCAUCGAAAGCUCCUAUCAAAAUCAGCAUUUUAUUGAACAUGGGCAGUAAAGUCUCUAAAAUCAAAGAAAUCCUUAAAGGUCAUUUUGCCUCUCCCAAUGUAGUCAUUGCAGUCUACUCAAAUAACUACCUCAAAGGUAUCGCCCCUGAUUCUUUUGAAGUCACUGAUAUAGGCGACCGCACUUUAAUAGCCUUUGAAUCUCCAGAACUUGACGAUUCUACCUAUACUCUUCCUCUGAUAAUCACCAAAGCAGCUGAGAAAAAAUUUUAUCUUUCCCAAAACAAAGUAGUUCUCACCUUUAUGAGGCUCAUUUUCUUGCAAACUUCUAUGACUUUGACAGAAAUCCAUAUUUAUAUCGCAAAUAUGUUUAAGAAUAUUAUAGAAAAUAGUACGGGAAGACUUUUUGAAGAUGAUGAGGAAGGAAUUAGGGAUCUAUAUGCACAACAUCCGCCAUAUGAUUUGCGGAUAUAUAAUCAGUCUAAAAAAACAAGUGGGUUCUUGUCAAGCAGCAAGCUCCCAUGCGACUUUUGUGGAAGAAACAACUGUGAGAACUGUAAUUUACCGCUUUCCAGUAAAAAAACACUAAAAGAGAUGCUUGAUAACAGACCAAAUUCCGAAGGACCAUUUGUGCUGGAGCUAGUUUGGAAUUCAAAGGCAAAAGGACUAUCUAAGCUUGAUAAAUAUGAAGAAGACAGCACUACUUUGCAAGACAGCAGCGUCAAGAAAGUAACCUCAAUUUCUCUUUUAGAUUGUUUAGAGCAUUCUUGCAAGCCUGAAAAACUCGAUGAAGACAAUAAAUGAUACUGCGGAACCUGCAAAACACAUGUGCAAGCGACUAAAAGCUAUCAAUUAUACAGAGCCCCUCCAAUUCUAAUUUUACAUCUGAUACGGUUUAAGUCCAGGUCUUAUUGGACUGAUAAGCUGAACACUUUUAUUGAUUUUCCGAUAGAAGGUCUUGAUCUUUCGUCAUAUAUUUUGGGGAAUAAAGAAAACUCUGUAUAUGACUUGUAUGCAGUUUCAAAUCAUUACGGAUCACUUGGUGGCGGCCAUUAUACAGCCUUUGUGAAAAACCCUAGAUGUGAGUCUUGGGUUGAAAUGGAUGACAGCCACGUAACUGCUGUGAAACCUGAAAAAGUGGCAUCACAAGCAGCAUAUAUCUUAUUUUACAAGCGUAGGGAUUAA
Messenger RNA from Blepharisma stoltei, 3205 nucleotides. The record is from the annotation of a GenBank genome assembly. Lineage: Eukaryota; Ciliophora; Heterotrichea; Heterotrichida; Blepharismidae.